AAGGCGAGAGCUGAGGGAGCAGUACUGUUUACAGACAGCACAACAGACUAUUGUAACUCCUUACAGGACGUUAUCAGGGAUGUUAAAAUGCCAAAACGUUUGUUUUCAAAAAUUCAUUUCUAUGACUUUAAGGAUUUAAUGCCAAAUGUGAAGCGGCCCAGAAGAAUUGAUAUCCUUAUUCGGAGGAGGCAUAAGAAGGACAUUGAGUGUCUGAAGGCACAAAAAUUGAAUGAUGAGACAUGUCCUUCGAAACUCAGUUGGAAGACUGACCAUAAACUCCACCCAACUCUGGAAAAAUUACUACAGGAUAAAAAAUAUUUAGCGGCAUUCCGCAGCUUCCUACAGUCUGAGUUCAGUGAAGAAAACAUUGAGUUCUGGCUCUCAUGCGAAGACUUUAAAUCAACUGCCUCACCAGAGGACCUUCAAUGGAAAGCAGAGGGGAUCUACCAGGAGUUCAUCCAGCCCACGGCCUGCAGAGAGAUCAAUGUUGACCAACGCAUUAGAGAGAAGAUCAAGAAAUCUUUGGAGCAGCCGAGCCGCUCCUGUUUCGAUGAGGCACAGAAACACAUUUACCUGCUGAUGGAAAGAGAUUCUUGCCCCAGAUUUCUGCACUCAGAUGCCUACCUGAGUCUGAAGCACAGAUCCAGGACUCUUUGGUACAUUUAGCUCAAAAUGCUGUAUCAAAGCUGCUUCUCCAACCCUCACUUUUUGUCUUUCUUUUUCUGCUUGGCUGAAUAGAAAAGUUAUUUCACGCUGUAUGAGAUGUGGAUCAGACUCUGUUCUAUUCUUUUAAGGGCAGAGCAUCUCUCUAUUGCGCUAAAGCCAAACUGAAACGAUGUUUUCAACCAUGUGCACAUCAAUCUUUUAUAUGAUGGCUGGAUGAUGUAUUGAUGAAAUGUUGUGGAAAAUAAUAAAGCAGGAAAAGACAAAGUAAUGUGAGUGGAAAAAAGUAUACGUACGUAGGAGAGAAGGAAUGCAGUUGGUAUGUGUCAGGACUUCAGAUGAUUGUUGAGAGUUUGGACUUGUUUGAAAUACUGUAUGUGUUAAUGAAAAGUCUUAGUAAGUUAAAGUGCAGAGUACAGUUUGAUAAAUAAAUGGUUUCUGACAUGUAGAAUGAAAUGACCUAGUUUUCAUUAAAAGUGUCAUAAAUGGGCAUUAAAUUCCAAGUUUUGCAAAACAU
Messenger RNA from Epinephelus moara (kelp grouper), 1180 nucleotides. Its product is annotated as regulator of G-protein signaling 21. The record is from RefSeq and is a predicted model, not a curated record. The transcript has 5 exons. The coding region runs from base 88 to 666 and encodes 192 amino acids. Lineage: Eukaryota; Metazoa; Chordata; Actinopteri; Perciformes; Serranidae.